CUGACAGACCAGCUCAGACCAGGACCAGCACAGGAACCCGUUCACCUGUGAAGUCACCCACACCUCAACUUUAUUUCUGUUUUUGUAAUCUGAAAAUCAAACAUUUUUAAGUUGUAACUCCUGAAAUAAGUGUGUUAUAGUAGCAGCUAAGAUGGCCACGUCUGCCAGUGCCAGCCUGAGUAAAGCUGUCAAGCAGCAGUACAUGGAGCUCCCUCAGGGAGAUAAAGUCCAGGCCAUGUACAUUUGGAUAGAUGGAACGGGAGAGGGGCUCCGGUGCAAAACAAGGACUCUGGAUUCUGAACCCAAAAGCAUUGAAGAGCUCCCCGAGUGGAACUUCGAUGGCUCCAGUACCUACCAGGCAGAGGGCUCCAACAGCGACAUGUAUCUGGUCCCUUCUGCCAUGUUCCGUGACCCGUUCCGCAAAGACCCCAACAAGCUGGUCUUGUGUGAAGUCCUGAAGUACAACCGCAAACCUGCCGAAACCAACCUUCGGAUCACAUGUCACAAGAUGAUGCAGAUGGUGGCGGACCAGCACCCCUGGUUUGGCAUGGAGCAGGAGUACACCAUUCUGGGCACAGACGGACACCCAUUUGGCUGGCCAUCCAAUGGUUUCCCAGGACCACAAGGUCCGUAUUACUGCGGUGUUGGCGCUGACAAAGCGUACGGCAGAGACAUUGUCGAGGCUCAUUACAGGGCGUGUCUGUAUGCUGGGGUCAACAUUUGCGGAACAAAUGCAGAAGUGAUGCCUGCUCAGUGGGAGUUUCAGGUUGGACCUUGUGAGGGAAUCGACAUGGGUGAUCAUUUGUGGGUAGCCCGCUUCAUCCUUCAUCGUGUCUGUGAAGAUUUCGGCGUUGUCGCCUCCUUUGACCCCAAGCCCAUCCCAGGAAACUGGAACGGUGCCGGCUGCCACACAAACUUCAGCACGAAGGAGAUGAGAGAAGACGGCGGAUUAAAAGCCAUCGAAGACUCCAUCGAGAAGCUUUCGAAGAGACACGACUACCACAUACGUGCCUACGAUCCUAAAGGGGGUCUCGACAACGCUCGCCGUCUGACCGGGCGCCACGAGACGUCGAACAUCCACGAGUUCUCCGCAGGCGUGGCCAACCGAGGCGCCAGCAUCCGCAUCCCUCGUAAUGUCGGCCAGGAGAAACGAGGCUACUUUGAAGACCGCCGUCCGUCGGCCAACUGCGACCCGUACGGCGUGACCGAGGCCCUGAUCCGCACCUGUCUGCUGAACGAGGAGGGUGACGAACCAACCGAUUACUAAACCCCAUCCCCCCCAAACUCAUGGACUGACUCUACUUCCCUCCUGAUUUUAGCACUGUAUUGUAUUUUUCUCCCCUCUCCCACUAAGAAUUUUAACUAAUGGUUUAAAGUUGGCUGGUCAACUUAAACGUGACACGGUAACGAGGUUCCUGGAGGUUUUGAGCUGGUAACGUCAGGGUACAUCUUUCCUUGUGUCUUUAGCAAGGAUUGACUUUUAUAAUACUGUUUUUAUAACCCUGAGUCAUGUCAUUCCCUCUUGUCUGUUUGUGACUAAAAUAAAACUAAAGCACAAGGACACUGCAGAGUAGGGCUGGACGACCAUGUGUAAAGUAAUAAAUGUGAUUAGUUCAUGUAUUAGUGUUGACUCUCAGAUGUCCGGUCUUCAAUGUUACUAAUGUUUUCAUUUUAUGAAUUUUAUUAUUUUUUUGGUAAAUGAUGUCUUCAAAUUCUGACACAUUAAGUCAACUUGUACGGUGCACUUAUAGAUGUCCCAGACAUAAGUUGUUGCCAUUUGUAGAUUUCCUCGAGGAGUUUUAUCCUUUUUUGUUAACGACGAUAUUGUAAUGUCACCUGAUUUGGUAAAACAUUGUUUACUGAACCUGGUGUUUUUUAUUGAUACACUUAAAACAUUUAUUUUUAUCACAA
This is a messenger RNA of Austrofundulus limnaeus, 1911 nucleotides long. RefSeq names its product glutamine synthetase. Gene Ontology annotation, cellular component: cytoplasm. Lineage: Eukaryota; Metazoa; Chordata; Actinopteri; Cyprinodontiformes; Rivulidae. The transcript has 7 exons. The record is from RefSeq and is a predicted model, not a curated record. Bases 152 to 1267 code for a protein of 371 amino acids. Gene Ontology annotation, molecular function: glutamine synthetase activity.